ACAGUCAGUUCUUUGGCGACUACCAUCAAGUGGUGACCCUAAAGUGUCCCGUAUUUUUUAUAUAGUAGAGUGCCUUUGUGUCAGUGUUCAACCCCACAAACGGAUUUUAUAUUUCACAUUUGGAGUUAUUAAUUGUGGUUUUCGGAUCUAAUAAGUGUAUAAUAUGAUAUAGUGCUUCGGAAAUACAGCGAUUUAAGAGCUCAUAACUGAAACAAAUCAAAAUGGAUGCAGAUAGUAGUUACGGUGGGAGCGAUACAGCUCAAGAUUCCUCCGUACCCGAUACAAGUUCCAUGGAAGCACAUCACGAUCAAUCAAUUCAUAACGGUGAAGUACGAGUGAUUAGUCAUUCGAAACCGGAAGAAAACCAAUAUUACCACAAAAACGAGAUAACGUUACCAGUAAAUUACGACGAAACCGAUAGGAAACUACCCCAUUAUUUAUCGACGGCAAAUUUAAAUAUAAACGAAGAACAACCAGACAACGACAAAUAUAGCAGUACGAAAAAAUUAAACGCAAUGGAUUCUUCGCCGUCGACUCAUAAUGGCUUAGAUAAUCCGGCGUUUGCAUUCGAUGAACCUCCAAUGAAACAGGAAGUAAACGGCGGUGUUGUGAGGUCAACAUUCGACGAAAAAAGGCCGUAUAAUAAUGGAGACGUAAAGAAUACGUUAGCGUUGGAUUUAACGCCGACGAAAAAUGAUGAAUCGAUGAUGAUGGCGGAAGCGGUUAAUUUAGAAUUGGUUAAUUUAAAACCAAAUAGUAAAGAUGUUACCGGAGCUUAUGAGUUCGAAUCGAAUGGUUUAGAUACGAUUCCAGUAAAAAAGGAGACUGAUAUAGAGUUAGGAAAACGUUAUGAUGAGUAUUUCGUCCCUGUGAACGAGCAUAGGAAAUACAUGAGGGGGGAAAAACUUUAUGUUACCAUGGAUAAGAGAUCCAAUAAGAAGAGGAGUAAGUGUUGGUGUUGGGCUAUUUGUUUAGCUCUUGUUGCUGCCGCUCUUAUUGUUGGUAUUUUAGCUGCAGUCGGUGUUAUUGGUGGACCGGAUUCUUCAAACUCAGAAGUAGCAGCAAGACAUUUUAGCGGAAACCAUCCUGAUCCAACGGAAGCAACGAAUACAAAAGGUCGCAUUCCACAAAUACUUCAUGAUGCACACGAAGACCACUAUGUUCCUAGAGCUUUAGAAUCACAAAUAAUCAUCGAUAACAUGCAAUUCUCAGAUGCACUAAAAGAUGAAAAUAGCCAAGAACACAAAGAUCUUGUUAAAAACAUCGAAUCGCAAUUAUUAAACGCUUUAUUUGACCAAAAAGAAUUGAAAAAUGGAUCUUCCCAUAUCAAAUUGAAAGUUAUAAAUAUUACUCCUGGUAGUGUUGUGAUUACAUAUCGCGUGGCUUGGGUUUUCAAAGACGAUGGGGUCAAUAAGGACCCAAUUAACGAAGAUGUAAUAACUUCAAAAUUAAUGGACAAUAUUCACCAAAGAAACGGUUAUCUAACAAGCGAUUAUCACUUUAGCGAAGAUGUCCAAACGAAAAAAAUCCAUGAUGUAUGUAAGCACGGUAAUAAUGGAUGUGAAAAGUUUUGCUCGUUCGAUUAUACAACAGUCACGUUUGUUUGUGGGUGUCCAAUUGGGGAAAAACUUGAUCUAGAUAUGAAAUCAUGCGUUCAUGCAGGAGAUGAAGUCGAAACAGAAAAUAAACCUCAAUUGGGUGCUGUUGGGUUACCGUCAAAAUCGAAUGAACAUGGUUUAUUUGAAGCAGAACAUGAAGCUGAAGCAGAAUCUGAAUCGGAACCUGAACCUAAACUUGAACCUGAAUCUCAACCUGAACCUCAACCUGAACCUGAACCUGAACCUCAACCUGAACCUGAACCUGAACCUGAACCUGAACCUGAACCUGAAUCUCAACCUGAACCUGAACCUGAACCAGAACCUAAAUCUGAAUCUGAACCUGAACAUGACCGUAAACCAAAAAUUGAUCUUGAAUCUGAGUUAGAUCCAGAAGUAGGUCAACAAACAGAGCCGCAACCGGAGCCAGAACCAGAGCCACAACCAGAGCCACAACCGGAGCCAGAACCAGAGCCAAAGCUAGUAUAUGAAGUAGACUCACAACCCAAAUCUGUUUAUGACUCGGAACCUGAAUCAACGACACAACCUGAACAAGAUCAACAUUAUCAAACACAAUCUGAACAUAAAUCACAUGUAGAAUUAUUACCAAUCCUUGAAGUGAUAACUACAGCAGAACCUGAACUUAAAACAGAAUCGAAUAUUAAAUUAGAACCUGAACCAUCAGCAGAACCAGAACCAUCAUCUGAACCCGAACCAACAGCUGAACCUGAACCAUCUCCUGAACCUGAGCCAUCACCAGAACCAGCACCAGAGCCAACAGCCGAACCUGAACCAUACACUGAACCUGAGCCAUCACCUGAACCAGAGCCAACAGCAGAACCGGAACCUUCUCCUGAACCUGAGCCAUCACCAGAACCUAACAUUAUUGUUGAAACAUCUCCAGAACCAACAACACAACCAUCACAUGAAGAAACAUCACCACUUCUACUACCAGUUCAUACUGAAAUAAAAGAAACCACAACAAUGGACGUGGAUGAACCCACAACGAUGCUCCCAUCUCAAGACGUUAAUCAAAAUUUAAACACUGAGCAACCAAAAUCAAAUUCGUCUGUUGAAACAAGUCAAAAUCCUGUUGAUGUAAUGCUUACGGAAGCUCGAGACACAACUAUGCAAGUACCAGUAAUGGAAACAACUCAACCGGAGGUUAUACCUCCCGUAAUAAUUAUGAAAGAGGAAAUAACAACAGAAAAACAACAGGAAGAAAUAACGGAAUCAAUUAAUUCUGUAGUUUUUAACGAUGAAAUUCCAUUAAAGGAUGAUAAUCUUAUAAGAACCACAACGGAAAUGGAAGAAAUCUUAACUAGUUUACCAGAAAUAAAGCCUUCGGUUAAUCAAGAAGAAAUUCUUAUUAAAGAAAUAAUUCCACAGACAACAAUUCGAGAAGAACUUUUAACAUCUUCAGUUGAUGUUUCUUCGAUGUCAAAUUUGAAUGAAAGUACAGAAACAACAACAGAAAUGGAAUCAAUAACGGAACUAUCAACAUUGAACGAUGAAAUGGAAACAACUACAAUUCCUCAAUUAUCAAGAGAAGAAGAUUUAAACAAGACAGAAGUCACGUUACAACAGUUUCAUUUACGAGAUGGUAAAACAUCUGACAUAGAUGUUCCAAUGACGACUGAAUUUGGAACAAUUAAAGAAAAUUUGAACGAAACGGAAGUUGCUGUGGCAGAAGCAGUUUCUACGCUAAAAGAUGUGAAUGAAAACGAAUUUAAGCCAGUAUUGGACGAUGAAGAUAUCUUUGAAAAUUUAAACGAUGGAAUUGUUUUGAAUGUUAAUAAUAGCACAAUUUCUACGGAAAAUUUUAAUUUUAUCAAUACAAGUUCUGAAACCACCGAAGGAUACGUUACAACAGUUUUAAUUAACAAUGAGGUUGAAAAUGUGCAGAAUAGCACUGAUUUUAGUGUUAUUUCUAACCAAACUGAAAAUGCGAAUCAAAUGAAUCAUACUGAGUCUGCACAAAUUGAAGAAUCAAAUGUGACAAGUACUGAAUAUAAUCACGAAGAAAAUCAUCAUGAACAUAUUAUGGAACAAAUGUCGCCAUUUUUACCGGAAAUUGAAAAUUAUACAAUUAUUCAUUCUGAUAUGCACGAUAUUGACCACAAGGAAUACUUUGAAGUUCCUAAAAUAACAGUUCCGCCAAGAUUAGAUAAUGACCAAAUGAACACAACGAAUAAAAACGAAAUUAAUCCAACGGAUAUAACAUUAUCUGUUGUUCCAUUAAAUUCCGAUGAUGAUAACCAAGUUCAUGAGGAAGAAAUUAAACAGCAAAAUGAUUUAAAUUUAUCUUUUAACGAAAUUUUAUCUGCGGUUGAGGAAAAAACAACGACAAAAAAACUUGAGCAAGAACCGACAAUUAAAAGCCACACACAAACGACAUUAAGUCCAUACAUUAUCAAUAAUGUUCAUAGCAAUAAAUAUUUUGACUCAUACAAAAAUGAUGAUACUAUUAGUUAUGGAAUAUUAUAUGAUUCACAUGAAUUGCCAACAACAACAAUUUCAUCUUUUGAAAAUGAAUCUGAAAGUGAAAAUGAAACUGAGAAUAAAACUGAAAAUGAUACUGAAAGUAAAACUGAAAAUGAAAUUGAGAAUAAAACCGAUUCUGACAUAAAAAUAAAUACAGAGACUGAAACUAAAGGUGAUUUUAAUGCUGAAAUGAAUAUUGAAACUACAGAACCAAUUAGUGAACAAAAUGUUGAAACAACAACAAUGAUGGAUGAAAUGACCACAAAAUUGAUUGAUAAAGCUGAAACGAAUGAGGUUGAGAAUUUUCCAACAUCAACUGAAAUGAUAGAAACAACAAACCCACAAAUUAUCUUUGACUUAACAACAACAAAAUUAAAUGAUUCCAAUAUUAUAGAAAGCGGAACAAGUGCUGAAGAUUUAUUGGCGAUGGAAACAACAACAUUUGGAAAAAGUACGAAACCAAACGGAGGAUCUGUUGGAAUAAGAGGCCACAACGUCAAAAUUGAGGAUAUGACUACGGUUCAUGCAGAAAUAAUUCACACUGUAACAGAAAUUAUUAAUAUAAUCGAAAAUGAUACAGUUCCUUUUGAAACAACAACAUCCGAAGAAAUUCCUGAAACAACUAUGAUGCUUGAUAACGCUGUAACAACAAAUAGGAGAAUGUACGCGGUUUCUGAAUCAAUCGAAGAUGUGACAACACCAUCAAUGAUUCUUUUAAAAACGACAGAAAGUAUCCAUGAUGUUGAAUUCACCCCUAAAGAUAUUAUCCAACCUGGAGGGGACGAUGAAACCUUCCUUUCAGUUAUUCCCCUUCCUUCAUCAUCAUUAAAACCGGAAGGAGAAACCAAAUUAGACGAAGAACUAAAAUCAGAUGAUGAUCACAAAUUAAACAAUCUAGAAUAUUUUAACAAUCUUAAUAUCAUCAAUAACGAAGAUGCCAAUGUUUUAGAAAAAGUUAAUCAUCAAAUUAAUAACGUUCAUAACAAGAAUGAUCACGAUGGAAUCAAAGAAGAUGAAUUUGAAUAUUCUGAUUACUCAGUUGAAAAAGCUUCAAAGAAAUCACUUGGUGAGAAAAAGAGUUACGACAAAAAACCUAAAUUGGAUAAACAAUUUGAAGUUGAAGAAAUUAAACCCGUCACUGAAGGAUUUAGUUUAACCGGUUUUUCAAGAUGCCCAAUCGGACAAUUCCAAUGUCUCAACGGAACCUCGUUAAGAGACGGAAGUUAUUGCAUCCCAAGAAGCGAUCGAUGUGAUUCAGUCGAUGAUUGUUCCGAUGGUUCCGAUGAAACAGGUUGCAUUGAAAUGGAAUGUCCCAAUAAUUUCCAAUGUACAAGUGGACAAUGUUUGAAAAGGCAUUUAGUUUGUGAUGGAAUUUAUAAUUGCAAUGAUAAAAGCGAUGAGAUUCAAUGUGAAAAUUGGAAAUGUAACUUUGACGAAUUCCUAUGCGGAAUUAAUGGAAGAUGUAUUCCUUUGGCUUGGAAAUGUGACGGAAAAGCUCAAUGCCCUGGUGGAAUCGACGAAAGAAAUUGCCACCCAAAAUCGUGCAGAAACGAUGAAUUCCAUUGUGUUCAACAAGAUGCUUGUGUACCUUUAACUUGGAGAUGUGAUGGAAAAAUGGAUUGUAUGGAUGGGGAAGAUGAAAAAUUAUGCGGUUGUUCGAUUGAUCAAUUUAAAUGUUCAAUGGGAGGUGGGUGUAUUAACAUUUCUGGGAGAUGUGAUGGUAUUGAACAAUGUGCUGAUCAUUCCGACGAGUGGAAUUGUGUUAAAACCGACGUUUUAAACGCUACGAUUAUGGAUGAUAACACCACGAUGAAUCAAUCGAUUCUAAUGGUACAAUCAAUGAACACUACUUGGCUUCCGGUUUGUACGGAUCGAUGGAACAGUACCUUCUCAAAUCUUUUCUGCCAAAAAAUGGGUUUUGAACGAGCGAUAAUCGCCGAAGAAGUAGAUUUCCCAGCAAAUUUCACCGAAAAAUAUUUUAGAUUAAAACCGAUCAUUGAAUACACCGAAAACAUUUUAACACAAUUAGAAGAAACUUCAAGUUGUAAUCAAGUUAUUAGUAUAACUUGCCAGGAAUUUACUUGCGGAACAUCAACACCUCAAGAUAUCCAAGCUAGGAUUAUCUCAAAUAAUUCAGCGUCAACAACCCAAUGGCCCAGCGUUAUGCUUUUAUAUAAUAAAAAAUUAAAUAUCCAAUGUACCGGAAGUUUAUUAACACCAUCGUGGAUUUUAGCAAGUUAUUCUUGUAUGAUUGAACAACAAUCUAAACAUGUUCCAGUAAAAGAUUGGGUUGUAUACGCAGGAUCGCCUUAUUUUAAUAAUGGUGAUAAUUCAUCGACUCAAAUUGGAAUUGUUAAAGAUAUAAUAUCACAUCCUCAAUUAAAAUUCAAUCAAUUCGAGUACAAUAACGAUAUGGUUCUUAUCAAAUUAAAAUCUCCAUUGGUAAUAAAUAAUAAUGUUAGCACAAUUUGUCUUCCAGCAAAAGAUAUUGAAGAAAGACAAUUAUGUGUAACAGCCGGAUGGGGAUAUAAUAAACCAGGAGAAACAAACGUUCAAAGACAAUUACAUUAUCUACCAGUUCCUAUAAUUGAACAAACAACGUGUAAUGGAACUGAUCAUUACAACGGUUUCUUAAACAAGGAGAAGAUUUGUGCUGGAUACACCGAAUCAGAUAAUACACCAUGUUAUAAUGACGAAGGAGCUCCUUUGAUGUGCUUCUCAGAAGCAACAAGUAAAUUAGAGCUUCAUGGGGUAUUAAGCCACCAUGGAAAUUGUGGACGAAGUAGACAUCCAGCUCUUUAUUCUUCGAUAAAUGAUGAUGUAAGGCGAUGGAUUACGAGCACCAUAGGAUCACAAUCAUUCCAAAUUUCGUAACAAAUAAAUUCAUAAAAAAAAUUGUAUAAAAAUAUCCCGGAAAUACCUAAAAACGAACUUUUCUUUUAUAUUAAAUUAGAAGUGUUUUACGUCAAGAUCGAAAAAUGAAAAAGAACUUUAUUGUGAUAAACUCACUCGGUCGCGUCGUACUUACCUAAAAAAAACUACACAAAAAUUUUUGUAUUGUAAAUAUUGUAUAUGAACUAAAGUAAAAUGAGAGAGAGAGAGAAGUGUAUUUUUAAAGAAAAAUGGUGUAGAUUAGGAAAAUCUCAAUAUCGUGUCGUGAUUAAUAAUUUUCGGUGAAGUUAAAGCACGCCGUCUUAGGCGAUUUAAUUAAAAGUUAAAAUCUUAAUACAACGGUUAAGGAAAUGAAUCGUCGAUUUGCUGCUGCUGCUAGUCACAUUGGGGUCUGAUUGUGCCAAUAAGCGAAAAAGCGGCGUGCGACUCUUGUAAAUAUUAAUUUUUACUGUUAAAAAUUUUUACAUUUAAUUUGUAACGAGAUAUUAAAAAUAAAUAUGGAAAU
This is a messenger RNA of Onthophagus taurus, 7476 nucleotides long. RefSeq lists its product as uncharacterized. The record is from RefSeq and is a predicted model, not a curated record. Lineage: Eukaryota; Metazoa; Arthropoda; Insecta; Coleoptera; Scarabaeidae. Gene Ontology annotation, molecular function: protein binding; serine-type endopeptidase activity. Gene Ontology annotation, biological process: proteolysis. Gene Ontology annotation, cellular component: membrane.